AUGGCAGACUUUAUCACCAACUACGAUAAAGAGCAGAAACUCUGGGAAGGUUUGAAAAAACCCAAACUUUGUAAUGAAAAUAUUUCUGCCGGAGAAAUAGCUUUAUCCAUGUUACGCUUAAAAAAUCCCCAAGAUAUUAUGCAAAUUUCGGAUAGCGAGAAUACCACAAUGACCUAUGGCUCAGCAUUAAAUAUUGCCAUAAAGAUUGCUAAAUAUUUCAAGAGUAUUUCUCUGACGGGUGAUGAUGUAGUGGGAAUUUUCUCACCAGAUACUACAUAUGUAAUGUCUGUAGCUUUGGCGGCCUGGUUUAAUGGCACACCUUUUCAGGCCAUUAAUUGUAGAUUGGAAACCGCUGUUGUUGAAAAUCUUUAUGAUUUUAGCCGACCCAAGAUUAUUUUCUGCGAUGGUUUGCAAUAUGAGAAAGUGAAAGCAGCUUGUGUUAACUUUCAGCCUUUAAUAUAUACAUUGUCUAAUCAUUUGGAAAAUGUGGCAAAAGUGGAAGAUUUAUUACAGGCCGCUUCAAUGGAUGAGGAAUUGUAUCAAGCGCAACCUCUUAAAUAUGGCAGUAAUCAAACUAUGGUCAUAUUAGUAUCAUCGGGCACUUCCGGAAUGCCCAAAGGUGUUUGCGUGCCCAAUAGAAUGUGUGUCACAGAUUUCAGUUUUACUCAUGCCAACACCAAAAUGUUUACCAGCAGCAGCAUAGAUUGGUCUAGUGGUCUGUUGACCUUUAUGGCCAAUGUUUUGGUGGGAGGUACACGCAUCAUUACCACCCAACCAUUUACACCCGAAUAUUUGCUAGAGAUUAUACAGAAAUAUAAAAUCAACUUUCUUUCAACUAAUCCCUCAAAUUUGCUGCAAACAUCGCUAUUGAAAUCAUACUCCCAAGAAAACAUGCAAAGUAUUAAUUUGAUUUUUACCGCAGGAUCCUAUUGUUCGGAGAUAAAUCUCCAACACAUGCGUUCGGUUUUAACACAAGGUUUAUUGUUUUAUGGUUAUGGUGGCACUGAAACUGGUGGUGUAUCGGGCAGAUUAAAUGCUAAUAAAUCCAAAUCAGUGGGUAGACUUUUGCCAAAUGUUCAGCUGAAAAUUGUUGAGCCGGAGAGUGGUCAGCGUUUAGGUCCCGGAGAAAUUGGAGAGAUCUGUGUCAACCAGGGCUACGAAUGGUGUGGUUAUUAUAACAAUGCUAAAGCUACAGCUGAAAUUGUAGACUCUGAAGGUUUUAUACGCACUGGCGAUUUGGGUUAUAUGGAUGAGGAUAACUUUUUAUUUUUGGUGGGUCGUUGUAAGGAUGUAAUGAAAUUUUUGGGUUUCCAAUAUUCACCCCAGGACAUUGAAGAGAUAAUUGCUGAAUUACCCGAUAUUUUGGAUGUUUGUGUUUUUGGUGUUUAUAAUGAAAUCCAACAGGAUGCAUCUGCUGCUGCGGUGGUUAAAAGAGAGGAUAGUACUUUAACAGAGGAACAAAUAAUUAAAUAUGUAGAGAGUAAGACGGAGGUUGCACAUAAAAUAAUACAUUAUGGCGUGUUUUUUGUGAAAGAGUUGUUACGCAAUCAAAAUGGAAAACUUUUGAGAGAGAAAAUCAAGAUAAUGUGUUUGGAAAUGGAAAAGAAUAGGGAAUGUUAAAAGAAUAUU
Molecule: messenger RNA, 1629 nt
Organism: Calliphora vicina (urban bluebottle blowfly)
Lineage: Eukaryota; Metazoa; Arthropoda; Insecta; Diptera; Calliphoridae
Exons: 4
Coding region: 1-1620 (539 amino acids)
Biological process (GO): long-chain fatty acid metabolic process; fatty-acyl-CoA biosynthetic process
Molecular function (GO): long-chain fatty acid-CoA ligase activity
Source: RefSeq, a predicted model, not a curated record